This is a messenger RNA of Talaromyces amestolkiae, 1353 nucleotides long. RefSeq lists its product as uncharacterized. Gene Ontology annotation, cellular component: cytosol. The coding region runs from base 1 to 1353 and encodes 450 amino acids. The transcript is spliced from 4 exons. Gene Ontology annotation, molecular function: formate dehydrogenase (NAD+) activity; NAD binding; oxidoreductase activity, acting on the CH-OH group of donors, NAD or NADP as acceptor. The record is from RefSeq and is a predicted model, not a curated record. Lineage: Eukaryota; Fungi; Ascomycota; Eurotiomycetes; Eurotiales; Trichocomaceae.
AUGGUAUUUGCCCGCUCUAUCCCCCGUACAUUUCAGCGUCCUGCUGCAUCGCUCUUUGCUCGCCAAUGGCGGGCUCCUGUCCUGCAGCGGACGCCUGUUUUUUCUGGAGUGCGUACACUAACAGCAAGUGCCACCCGACAGGGUAAAGUGUUGAUGGUCCUUUAUGAUGGCGGCGAGCAUGCCAAACAGCAGCCCGGCCUCCUCGGUACCACUGAGAACGAGCUCGGUAUCCGCAAGUGGCUCGAAGACCAGGGKCACACUCUGGUAACCACCUCCGACAAGGAGGGUCCUGACUCCGUCUUCGAGAAGGAGUUGGUUGACGCUGAAGUUAUCAUCACCACUCCCUUCCAUCCUGGAUACCUCACCGCAGAGCGCCUUGCCAAGGCCAAGAACCUGAAGCUCGCUGUGACUGCCGGUAUUGGUUCCGACCAUGUCGAUCUUGACGCUGCCAACAAGACCAACGGCGGUGUUACCGUAGCUGAGGUCACUGGUUCUAACGUCGUCUCCGUCGCUGAGCACGUCGUCAUGACCAUCCUCACUCUUGUGCGCAACUUUGUCCCUGCACACGACCAGAUCCGCAACGGUGACUGGAACGUCGCUGCUGUUGCCAAGAACGAAUAUGACCUGGAGAACAAGGUCGUCGGAACCGUUGCUGUUGGCCGUAUCGGUGAACGUGUCUUGCGCCGCCUCAAGCCCUUCGACUGCAAGGAGCUUUUGUACUAUGACUACCAGCCCCUGAGGCCCGAGGUUGAGAAGGAGAUUGGAUGUCGUCGCGUUGACUCUCUUGAAGAGAUGCUCGCUCAGUGCGAUGUUGUCACCAUCAACUGCCCUCUUCACGAGAAGACCAAGGGUCUCUUCAACAAGGAGUUGAUCUCCAAGAUGAAGAAGGGCUCAUGGCUUGUCAACACCGCUCGUGGUGCCAUUGUUGUCAAGGAAGAUGUUGCCGAGGCCGUCAAGAGCGGUCACUUGCGUGGAUACGGUGGUGACGUGUGGUUCCCUCAGCCCGCUCCCAAGGACCACCCUCUCCGUUACGUUGAAGGACCCUGGGGUGGCGGUAAUGCCAUGGUUCCUCACAUGUCUGGUACUUCCAUCGAUGCUCAGAUCCGUUAUGCCCAGGGCACCAAGAACAUUCUCGACAGCUACUUCUCUGGACGUCACGACUACCGUCCUGAGGAUUUGAUUGUCCACAAGGGUGAUUACGCUACCAAGGCUUAUGGUCAGCCAGGAGACUCUGAAGACUUCCAAGAGGUUGCCCAGAAAUUGAUCGACAGUGAGGUUUUUGGAGGUCUUCUUACUCGACUCGCCAAAACCGCAAUUCAAGCAGUGCCACAAUAUCUCCCUACGGUGUGGUGA